Molecule: messenger RNA, 909 nt
Organism: Paracoccidioides lutzii Pb01
Exons: 4
Coding region: 1-909 (302 amino acids)
Molecular function (GO): nucleic acid binding; zinc ion binding
Source: RefSeq, a predicted model, not a curated record
AUGAAGAAUUUGCUUCAGAUGCUGCAGGAUCUUGUCAUUUUUGUUCCACACUGGCAGCAGCCACUCUUGAUUCCAUUCCAGGUGCCAGUCUCACUUGAAGAAUUCAGACAGGCAAUUCACUCAGACAAAAAUCAUAUCUACAAAGAGUUAGCAGCAAUCUUUGACAGCAUCUUUGAUGAUGAAAAAAUGUUGAGAGAUACAAUCACACAUCUGAGGAUGGAACAGAACAACAUCACUGACCAGGCCACUGUCAAGCAAAGUCAGAUUGAUGAGCUAAUUGCUGAAUGUGAUGAACUUAGUCACACUCUGAUCCACAUGACAACUGCAGAAGAGAUAUUUGAGCACCUCAAGUCAAUAUAUGAGAAUGCUAACAAGCUGCAAAAUGUCAAGAGUGAUUAUCACAAGCUGAUUAUAUGCAAUGAGGACAAUUAUCAUGAAUUUAUCACAAAAUUCUUACACCUGGCAGAUGAGGUCAAGAUUAUCAAAGAGAACUACAAGACAGACUUCAAUGACAAGCUGUUCUUUGACCUUCAGAGAAUGAUGACAGUAGUCAAUGCAAUCAUCAAUAUAUAUGCUGAGUUUCAGAAGAUCUGUGCUCAGGCAGUUCACACCCUCCAGACAAUCAAUGCCACCCAGAAGUUAAAGAGCUUGCAGGGAAAUGAGUCUAAUAUUUUCAAGCAAAACACCCUGUGGGCCUCUGACAGUCAAACUUCCCACAGCACCUCAGCCACAAAAUCCUCUAUCAUAAAGAAAGCCUUGAGUGCUCAUUCAGAUAUUCAGUGCUACUACUGCAAGGAGAAAGAUCACAUUGCCAGGAACUGCUCUAUGAAGCAGAAGUCUCAACAGGUGAUCACUGAGCUCACAGAGAAUGACACUUCUGAGCCUUCAGCAGAUUUGAGAAAAGAGUGA